Messenger RNA from Rotaria sordida, 1314 nucleotides. The record is from the annotation of a GenBank genome assembly. Lineage: Eukaryota; Metazoa; Rotifera; Eurotatoria; Philodinida; Philodinidae.
AUGUGCUAUUAUCCUUUUUUUCCAGGAACGGAUUUACCCGAUGAUGAUUAUACAACAUAUAUACCACACCCAAAAUCAGCAAACAUUAAUUAUCGAAAUUCAUCACAGAUACCCAUUAUUAUUGAAACUAACGAAAAUAAUUCAACAUCGACAAUAACACAGAAAUCAAAUAAAAAAUCGAUUGAUCAACGAAAAACAACAAUAACUGGUAUUUCAAGGCGACAUUCAACAAUGGAAUAUGAUCCUGUAGAACGUACACGAUCGGCUCCACCAUCACCAGCUCUAAAUCAUAAUUUUAAACAAAGAUCAAGUCACAAUCGAAUUUCUAUGCAUCCAAUUGAAAAUGAACCCAAAGGUGUUUUGAGUGAACAUGAUUCAUUAAUAAUAAAUGAUCCGAGCAAUAAUUUAUCUUCGGGUACACUUGAAGUUCGAUUUAAAUUUGAUGCUAAAAAUAGCAAAAUGUGGAUAUUUGUUAUAAAAGCAACAUUAGAAAUGACUGAAAUAUUAUCAAAACAAACUCUUGUUCAAAUACAUUUAACUGUUGUACCAAGUAAACGUGUUCGUUUUCGUACACGAGCUAAACCAAUUGAUAAUGCAAUGUUUGCUGAAGAAUUUUUUUGCAAAGUAUUACCUGACACAAUGCAAAGCCAAGGUAUACGUUUUCGUUUAUAUACAUAUGAACGAUUUAAACGUGAAAAACUUCUUGCUGAAGCAACAGUUAUGUUUGCUACGAUUAAUCUUGAUGAAGAUAUGUGUAAAAUAGUGCCAUUACAACGAGCUUAUCCAUCUCAAGAUUCUGAUUUAGGUUGUCGUUCUCAUUUAAGUAUUAAUUCAUAUUCACGAAAAAGUUCUAUUGUUCAAAGUGGAGAUGGAACAAUAAAUUCUCUUUUGCAAGAACUAGAAAUUGGUUUAGCUUAUGAUAGAAAUCAAUCAAUGCUUAUUCUUGAAAUAGGAAAAGGAAAUAAUUUUCGUCUGAUAUCCGAAGGUCGAACUCCUGAUACUUAUAUUCAAGUAACACUUCAUAAUUUGGUUGGUGAAGAAAUGACUAGAAAUCGAACAGCUACGAGAUAUGGGCAAUAUCAACCAGUAUUUGCUGAACGAUAUUUAUUUAAUAUCGAAGAAAAUUUUCUUGAUCAAAUUACACUUAUUAUUUCUGUUAUUAAUAAAAAUUCAAUAAGUAAAAAUGAUCGUGAACUUGGAUGGAUUUCAUUUGGUCAUGAUCCUAGUGGAACUGUUCAAGUUGCACAUUGGAAUUCAAUGUUUAACGCACAAGGUGAAACAAUAACAAGAUGGCAUACUUUAUUAGAAAAAUGA